UCACGUUUUUACACUACACGCGUCGAUCGUACGUGCACGCAACAUUCCGGGUGUUGUGGAUUGGAAAGAUUAGAGUACUCUGUUGACCUUUUGUUAAAGUCGUUGGUUUGACGUAAUUUCAUAGCAAUCUUACACUACUUAUUCUUUUCUAAUGUAAAAAAAUCUCACUCUGAAGAGUUUCAACGACGAAACAGUAGCUAGGCCCCUAGGCUAGGCCUGAAUUACAUAAAAUAGCCAAUCGACAGCAGCACUCCACCACUGUCAGCGCUUGUGGGCUAGCCAGUCAGAGAAGUAGACAUGGAGAUAAACGAUUUUUCAAAACACAUUCCGUAUUUCACCCGUGGUGAAGUAGUGAAAGGUUUUGGAAGAGGAAGUAAAGAACUUGGUAUUCCAACAGCUAAUUUUCCAAUUGAAAUUGUAAAUGAUUUACCAAAGGACUUUCCCACAGGUGUGUAUUAUGGAUGGGGUUGUGUUAAUGAUGGGCAAGUGUACAAAAUGGUCAUGAGUAUAGGAUGGAAUCCAUUCUAUAAAAAUGAACAAAAAUCAAUGGAGACUCACAUUAUUCAUAAAUUUGAUGAAGAUUUUUAUGGUUCAACUCUAAGUUUAAUUAUUUUGGGGUAUAUACGCCCAGAAAAGAAUUUUAACUCUUUAGAUGAAUUAGUAGCAGCUAUAAAGUCAGAUAUAGCUGAGGCCGAAAGCCAGUUGGAUAAAGCAGACAAGAUUAUACAUCGAGAAAACAACUACUUCAAAGAGUUGAAAUGAGAGCAGAAUUUUGCAGACUGCAGCACACUAGCUUCCAAACACAGGCAUAUCUAAGUGUUUUGACAUGGGGUAGGGAGGCCUGAUCUGGGGAUCAACAGGAAAGUGAGGGGAUCUGAUCUGAUGGGGAUGCAAUAGGAGGGGAUAAAUAGAUGAAUGAGGUGAUGGUUUUUUAACCUCCUUUAUGUACUGUAAUUUUUUUCUGGCAAAUUUCCAUUUCAAUUGCAGAUCUGAGGACCAACAUUAUUUUUUUUUUAAAUUCUGGUGUUGGGGGUAGGGUAAAUGAUCUAUAUUGCCUUCCUUAGGUACAGGUAUGCCUUGUUGUAGGCAUACUGCAGUCCUCAUUGCUGACUGUGGUACACAAGCUUACAAUGUUUGUCAAGUUCUUUAUGCAGACUGCACCACACUAGCUUUUAAUAUAUGGGUCGAGUCCAUAAUGCUGAAUCUUUACCUGUUUAUGGGCUGGGCCUAGUUGUUUGCAUACUGUAGGCUGUAGUACAAUACAGUAGCUUUCACUAUGGUAUUUGUUAAGUGUGUAAUUCUGUAGGCAGAAUGCUAGCUUUCCAUAUUUAUUAAUCCAGUUCUUUAUACAGACAGUACACUAGCUUUGAAUGGUCCACUAAAAUGUUUCUAAUCUUGGGAAAAUUUCCAUAACAGAGUUGAUCUCCAGAAAAAUUUAACAAAGGUGAUUAAUGUCUAUGUUAUAAGAGUGUAGCUAAAGAUCUUUAUACACUACUGUACUAAGUUUUAUGUGGAGAUAUGUGUGAGUUGCCCAUGUGUGGGCAUCAUGAGGAUAGAUGUCAUAGUACAACCGCAUACUCUACGUAUAGACAAACCAUAUGUAUUUGUCACUGUAAACUAGAGUGUGUUGGAUUGGAUUGAAUAUGCAGUUGGUCCAUUUAGCCCAACAAUUUUGCUGAUCUAAAAUUGAGUUUCAGUAUAUGCUUCAUUAUAUUCCACAUUAUUUUUUUACUUUGAUUUCUGUUAAAGGUCAAAUCACAGAAGUGAUCUGAAAUUUUGUGGUUUUAAAUUUAAAUACAGUAUUGCAGAAUGCAUGAAAAUUAUGGAUGUUUCCUUAUGGAGUAAAUGUAAAGACUCACAACUUAAUCCCCCCCAAUAGUCAGUGUGUUAUUGCUUGAAAUCCAUGCUUCCAUAUAAAUCAACUCUUGUUGAAACAUAUGGUUGAUAAUCUUUAACCUCAGGUCUUUAUUGUCUCGGUAUUUAAGAGAACUAAGUACUGUAUUAUAAUGUUGGCAAUAUUUGUGGAUUAAAAUACUGCACUGUACAAUGGACUUGCAAUUUUG
Anneissia japonica is the source of this 2063-nucleotide messenger RNA. RefSeq names its product riboflavin kinase-like. NCBI's taxonomy places the organism in Eukaryota, Metazoa, Echinodermata, Crinoidea, Comatulida, Comatulidae. Gene Ontology annotation, molecular function: riboflavin kinase activity. The coding region runs from base 298 to 762 and encodes 154 amino acids. Gene Ontology annotation, biological process: FMN biosynthetic process; riboflavin biosynthetic process. The transcript is spliced from 4 exons. Gene Ontology annotation, cellular component: mitochondrion. The record is from RefSeq and is a predicted model, not a curated record.